UGGUGCUUGUGCGCUGUUUUCGAGAGCUGAGGGGGGAAAGGAAGCUGUGGCAACUGUCAUCUCACCAGGAUGUGUCUUUGUCAUGGUUACAUUGCAUACACGACCGGCCGUGAAAGGGCGAGACUGGCCGAUCGAUCAACACACACGCUCCACGGACGACCAGGGAUCGUGCAACUUUUACGAGGUCAUCGCCCGAGUAGGUUUGGUUUCUGGAUUCAGCCAGCCAUCAUCUUUGCUCCCCACGAGAGAGCCGGGUGGGGAGUCGUCGAUGUUGAUAUUGGUGUUAGCGUUGGUGAUGGUGACGGUGAUGGUCGUGUUGUUGCUUGUUUGCCUGCCUCACAGGCCCUAAGCCCUGAAACGGCCAGGAUCAGGUGGGUCCGCCCGUUGUCAUGAUCAGCAUUCC
Aspergillus pseudonomiae is the source of this 403-nucleotide messenger RNA. RefSeq lists its product as uncharacterized. The coding region runs from base 83 to 349 and encodes 88 amino acids. The transcript has a single exon. NCBI's taxonomy places the organism in Eukaryota, Fungi, Ascomycota, Eurotiomycetes, Eurotiales, Aspergillaceae. The record is from RefSeq and is a predicted model, not a curated record.